GAUCAUCGAUAGUUUACACAAGAUGAACUUCUACUCUAGCUCCUGACACCGGCCGGCCCAUUAUUCAUUCGUAAAUUUGUGGAUUAAAGCAUAACAUAAACACGUGACGCACAUAGGCCUACCAGAAAAAGGGGAUCCAGCAUUUCCAUUGUUGAUGUUCAGAUGUUGUAUUGUGAUAUGAUCAGAUGAUUAGAAGUUGGAAGACAUUCUGGAAACAUCCCAUAACUCAUGAUGAUCGAGAUGUCCUCGCUCCGUGUAAUGAGUUUACCAAAAGAGCUGGAGAGUGUUCAGAUGCGUGUUGUCAGUGGUCGGAGUGGCAUGAUGCAGCAUCAACAUUCGCAGCAGCAGCAGGGAGCAGGCCCUCUCAGCCCCAUCGUCAGUGUCCAACGCCUCGGGAGCACUAUCUCAACAAGGUCUAUCAAAGCCAUUGAUGUUUGUGUGUUUGUCAAAAAUGGCACCGGCCACGAAUUCUAUCUUGAAAAUGCUCUGGUUGAGACAGCGGAGGAUCUCACCAAUCGGAUGCUGGAGUAUCUCACGUUACCAGAAAUGGCCAAGGAUAUCUUCUUCGUAUGGAUCAUGUCUCCUCUCCUUCAGUUACAGCUCAAGAGCCAUCAUAUUCCGUUCAAAUUAUGCAGAAAAUGGCACGACUUGGUGGACAAGUUUACAACAGCUACAGAAGAACAAAAAGCAAAUGAUGAACCAAUGCUGUGCUUCCAGAGAAAUGCAUUUUUCCCCAAAUGCAAAGAAAGUCAGAUAACCGAUCCUAAGAUCCUACGUCUUCUAUUCGACGAGGCCAAGACUAACAUCCUUGAGGGACACUACCCAUGUGAGGCCGACGACUUUGAGUAUCUCGCUGGAAUCUUGGCGUUUCUGGAGCACGGAAAAUACAAUCCAGAGGACCAUCCCAAUGGACUCAUGAAAAAUACCAAACCAUCAGCAGAUAAUGCCUCUACUAGCUCACAGAACAACUCCAACCAAAUGUUAAAUAAAGAUCCUUUGCAAAGAUACAUUCCAGCAUGUAUGUGUAAGGGAGGCUCCAGGUGGAUCAAAAACAAAGGAUUUGCCACAAUGGAACAGAGAAUUGUGGGUCAUUGGGAUCACGUUACAGAGAAGGUGAAGACAAAAGCAGCAGGCUACAAAUUAUUCCUGGAGUUCUGUUGGAAGCUUCCAUUCUAUGGGUGUGUGUUUUUCAGCGGUCAAAUAGAGAGACAAUCCUCGACAGUCAGCCUCAGAGACACCAAGGAUAGACCUGUCCACAUCGGUAUUAACAGAGAAGCAGUGUUUAUAAUCGACCUCGCAAAACAGGAAUUAAUAUUAGGGCUGACGUUUGAUGAGUUGUCUUGGGAGUACACGGAGCCCACGGAAGAUCGACCGGACUGUUUGCCGUGUCUAUGGCUUGAGUUUGACUCUCAGGAAAGCGGGAAAAAAUGCAGCAAGGUUCUUCAAAUUUUCUCAAAACAGGCCGUUAUGAUGAAUGCUAUGAUUGAAGCAAGCGUAGAGGAACUCAACAAACAAGACAUUGAAGGGAAACAUAGAAAGAAGACAGUCAUGGAUGGCUUACUAAGCGAAUCCAACGAUCAGGAAAAUGGAAUGGACUCCGUUGAUGGUCAUAUUUCCUUCAUGAGAGUUGCUAUGGAGGCAUCUGCACCAGCUUUUGGAAUUCUUCCAGUGAAAGAGCCAAAGACGGCAAUCUGUAACAAGAUGGAUAGGUUAUGUCUGGCUACGUUCUCAGAAAAAGGUGACCUUAUCAGUCGGAAGGCGAGGAGUACAAGACGACCGUUUUCACUGACCAACUUCUUCCGUUCUUCCAGUCAGAAAUGAAUCUUGCCCUCUCCUCUGGAAUGCCUUACUGUUUGUUUUACUCCUGCACAGCUUCCAAGAAAAUUGCCAGAACUGCAUAAACAUUUCUUGGGGUAUUAACUGAGUGAAUUGAUACAAAAUGUGGGACCAGCAAACAACUCAUUCUCAAACGUCUGUCAUAGGUUGAUCAUAUUGAACAAUUUAUAAUAUUUUUUAGUGUUGUGGUUAUUGGUCGUUGCCUCACUACUGGAAGACCAACUGGCAUUUGAAGUCCUGUCAGUUGUUGCGUUGAAUGUAAUCUAAACUCUAUAAACAGCAAUAGCACUAAAAUAAGAAGCAGCAACAAAAGCAAAAACAGCGUCAAUGUCGACAGCAACAACAACAACAACAACAACAACAACAACAAAA
Asterias rubens (European starfish) is the source of this 2208-nucleotide messenger RNA. RefSeq names its product putative FERM domain-containing protein FRMD8P1. The record is from RefSeq and is a predicted model, not a curated record. The transcript has 16 exons. Lineage: Eukaryota; Metazoa; Echinodermata; Asteroidea; Forcipulatida; Asteriidae. Bases 229 to 1821 code for a protein of 530 amino acids. Gene Ontology annotation, cellular component: plasma membrane; cytoskeleton. Gene Ontology annotation, biological process: negative regulation of canonical Wnt signaling pathway.